This is a messenger RNA of Dermacentor silvarum, 4373 nucleotides long. RefSeq names its product Werner syndrome ATP-dependent helicase homolog. Gene Ontology annotation, molecular function: ATP binding; four-way junction helicase activity; 3'-5' DNA helicase activity. Bases 552 to 3671 code for a protein of 1039 amino acids. The record is from RefSeq and is a predicted model, not a curated record. Gene Ontology annotation, biological process: double-strand break repair via homologous recombination; DNA replication. Lineage: Eukaryota; Metazoa; Arthropoda; Arachnida; Ixodida; Ixodidae. Gene Ontology annotation, cellular component: nucleus; cytoplasm; chromosome. The transcript is spliced from 2 exons.
CUUGCCAUCCCUUGCUUGUCUGGUUUAUAAACACUUGCUCCACUGUGUGAUGUAGUGCAAAAUUUGCCGGGUUUGAAAGGAGCCACCGCGUGGGAUUAUGCGACUUUAAUGGCACGUCGCAAUCUAGAAGGUUGUCGCAGUGAAUGUGCGACUAGUUUAAAAAUGGCCGCGAGCAGCUGGCGCGCCAUGUUUGUGUAUGUUGAAAACCAUCUAAAUUUAUAAAACAAACUGCAUCUAAGAGAUUUCUACUAAAAUUUUAUACAACAAAUUUCAGGGACAAUCUCGGGAGUGUGCUAGAAUAUGCGUCAAAAUUAAGGCCAGUGAUUGAGACACAAUGUUUUGUUUGUCCGUGUAUUCGUCAGUACUCUAGCGAUUCAAGUUCACUGGAUUCAGUAGGCACUAUCGCAUGCAUGGUGACUCGACUGCUGGAACAAAUGCGCGGGUGUUGUGGAUGGCCCGCUCCCGUUUGACUGAUGUAGUACCUUUAUUCUAUGGUAGUACGUGUAGGCAUGUGAAAUUCGGCGAAGUGUUAUGUUCCGGGACGGGACGAAAUGUCUUCAGACAUUCGCGUUGAGCUGUCUAAAGUUCGCGGUCUCCUCGACGACAUCGAAGAGCUCGUUUGUAACGACAGGGCAGAUUGUCCGACGGCCACGGACUCUGAGCUCAAGCUCGUCGCCGAAAUGCUCUCGAAGGUCAGAGAUGAACUGACGAAGAAGAAGAAAUCGGCGCCGCGUCAGUCGUGCGACGGCGUGGAGGACAGUGACGGUUGGGGCAGCGACGGCGACUUCGACACGAGCGUCGUUGCCUUGUGCGACCUAGCCGAAGGCGUUGGCCAGCAAGACCCAGCUGAUCAGGGGGGCUGCGUAGAAAACGAAGGCGCCGAGGAGGAAGAUCAGCCGGACGAUGGAGUACCCGCCGACAACUACGAUAUCGAAACUGACGACGAAUUCGACAGCUUCUGCGAGGGCAACGCAGCGGGACCCUCGUUCGAAAUUACAACGGAAGAGUCCCUCAAAAACGAACCAGCGCCAUCGGAGAAGCACCUUGCGAUACUGAGGACCAAGUUCGGUCACAGUGCUUUCCGGCCGAUGCAGUGGAAGAUAGUGCGCUCCGUUCUUGAGGAGAAAAGGGACAACUGCGUUGUCAUGGCGACCGGCUACGGGAAGAGCCUGUGCUACCAAUACCCGCCCGUUUACACCGGUAAAACGGCGGUCGUCGUGUCCCCCCUGAUCUCCCUGAUGGAAGACCAAGUCCGUGGUUUGGCCGCUGCGAACAUUCCGGCCUGUUUCUUAGGUUCGGCACAGAACAGACAGUGUGAAGUCACCAAUGACCUUUACGCCGGGGAGUACAGGGUCCUCUAUAUCACCCCAGAGUUUGCCGAGAAUAGCCUCGGCCUGCUGAAAACUCUCGACGAACGAGUUGGCAUCACUCUGUUUGCGAUUGACGAAGCCCAUUGCGUGUCCCAAUGGGGUCACGACUUCAGGCAGUCGUACCGGCAACUUGGCAGGUUGAGACAGAAAUUUGCGCACGUUCCAUUCCUGGCCCUGACAGCCACUGCAACCCCUAAUGUUAGAGAUGACAUUGUAAGUGCCCUUGCCCUCAAUGAUGUCGUUCUCACCUGUACGAGCUUUGACAGGCCUAACCUGUACUUAGACGUGAGGAGAAAAGGAAUCAUGGCCAACGACUUAAGAGGCGUCAUUCCGAAUGAUGGCAGCCCUACGAUUGUCUACUGCCCAACAAGAAGCGCCACUGAAGAGGUUAACAAGCUGUUGUGCAACUUGGGCAUUCAGUGUGCUCUGUACCAUGCCGGCCUGACUUUGGAAGAAAGAAAAAAAUCCCACACGAUGUUCCUGGAGGACAGAGUUCAGGUCGUUGUGGCGACAGUGGCGUUUGGUAUGGGCAUCGACAAGCCGGACGUGCGUAGGAUCAUCCAUUAUGGCGCUCCCAGGGACAUUGAGUCCUACUACCAAGAAAUAGGCAGGGCUGGCCGCGAUGGCUUGCCCAGCACGUGUUUAGUCUUCUUUAGUAAUGGGGACCUGGUCACCAACAAAUAUUUCCUCAAGGACAUUUCCAAUCCUGUGUUCCUUCAGCACAAGACAGACAUGCUGAACAAGAUGCAGCAUUACCUGAGCAGCACUCGCUGCCGGCGGAAGUUAUUGCUCGCCCACUUUGCCGGUGCUGAAGCGGAUGCAGUUGGUGGUGUGCCACGGUGCUGUGACAACUGUACGCGGAGGCUCAAGCAGGACAAGCCUAAGGUCGCUGGACAGGUCCAGACGAGCAAGGACAGCAAGACAAACUACACUAAAGAAGCCCGACUUCUGUUUGACGUCGUGAUGGGAACAAACCAGAGGUAUGGGAUAAGUGUACCCAUAGCGGUUUUACGAGGAUCGACGUCGCAGAAGGUGCCAGCUUAUCUGCGCCAGAGCAUCUACUACGGAACUGGCAAGCACAAGACAGAAGCAUUCUGGAAAGCCUUUGCAAGGCUCCUACAGUCUGAAGGAUACCUGCUGGAAAAAGCGAUCCAUAAUGCUGGCGCGCCAAAAGGUGUGGCUGCACGAUUCAUUUCCUCCAUCGUCCUGACAGCAAAGGCAAAGGAGUGGAUUCGUGGCAGUGAAGAACUCUUGCUGGAACCCACGACGGAACUGGCUGAAAUGGAAGCUCCUCGACCAAUACCCAAGCCUCAAGUGUUGCCGAAGACUGUGGCGCCUAGGCUGCCAAUGCCAGCCACCGGCUUCUCGGAUAUCCUCGAGAGUCGGCACAAGGCAAAGACGGAGAACGAUGAUUCGCUCCUGGCACUGACCAGAAACGGGGAGCCAUCGGAAGACGAAAAGCUCCGCUCCGAGCUCUACACUCAGCUGGUGGAGCUUCGCAACAGAAUGGCGUCGGAGUGCGGCUAUGCCCCGUACAUGGUUUUCAACAACCGUAUCCUCCUGACGAUUGUGCAGAGUUUGCCAACGUCUCUGGAGCAAUUGGGGAAAGUGGAAGGCGUCUCCGAGGCCAAACUGAACAAGUUUGGCGGACGGGUGGUUGAAGUGGUCUCCCAGUUCUGCAAGGACCGUGGUCUUCAGCCGUCUGCUAAUCAUGAUGAAGUUUCAACAGACUCCUCUUCGUGUCAGAACGAUUCCUCGAGCUACCUAAUCCAGCAGCUGAGUGACACACAGCGUAUCACCUACCUCCACUAUCAACAAAACCAGAGUGUUGCGGACAUAGCAAGUAGUCGUGGCCUCGCUGUUUCAACAGUUAUUGGGCACCUCACUGAAGCUAUCAAGGUCGGACUACCGGUUGAUCUGGAGAGCGUGGGAGUGACGCCGGACAUCUUGGAAGCUGUCACCAGUGCUGUGGCCUCUCUGGGCGGUGACAUCGGCCGGCUGACUCCGAUCAAGGAACUCUGCCCGGAAUACGUAGAGUUCACCCACAUCAAAACGGUCUUGGGUUACUUGCAGGCUAAGUAUGGUAUCGAGAACUCCAGACUGAACCUCCCGAAGACGCUGACGCCACCAGUGACCGACAGUCGGAAGACCACGAGCGAGCGGCUAAAGCCGGCUGGAGACAAGCGUGCAGUCACCGAAGACACUGCUCUGCAGACGAAAAGUGGGAAGCGGAGCGUCUCUACUGAACAGCUGAUGACCGUCAGCAAGAAGAUGAAGAACAGCUCGUUGUUCAGAAAGUGAACUGUUGUCUUUCUGGUCAUCACACUCUUCUGCAACACAGUACUUUGCAGCCAUAGCCCAUAUCAUUCUACUCCAAUUCUGUGAUACUCGACUGACUCUACAUUUUUCUUUUGUGCCAAGUGAUGGUCAUUUAUAUAAGGUCCCAAACAUGCUGACUCAUGAGGGGCAGUGAAUUUGUGCACUAAAGUAAUGCUGGAAUGCUUGAAGGAGACCAGCUUUUGGGAUCUGAACUUCAGUAUGACACGUUAUUUCAUUGUCUAGUUCAUGCUCAAGCAUUUUGAUGCUUGGGGCACAUGCUAACUUCAAUGCCUGUGUACAGUGUGUAGACCUUAAACGGGUGUUCUACACUUUGCUCAGGUUAUUCCAAUUAUCAUUUCCCGAGUAAUAUACAUUUGCAUUUGUGCAUAUUUUUUAUUUCGUAACAUAUUGUUUAAACACCUGAUGAAUUUAAUGUCAGCCAUGAAAGAAGACUUACUGACCCAGUUUUUCAUAUCGCCACCUGCACUGCGGUUGCAUACGGAUACUCUGUUUUUUCAAUGAAUACAGGUUGCCAACAUUGUACAAAUUGAGUAAAACUGCAUUUUAACAAUUCGCAUUUCUUUUGCUCGUAUGUUAUUUCCUUUGUAUUGUACAAGUUCCGAGACCCCAUAUAUGAUUUUAUGAAUGCAAAUUUCAAAUAAAGCAAAUGGCAUUUCAUGUUUA